AUGGCCGGCAAACUGUCCUACGCCCUCGUUUCAUUGCUACCCGUUGCCUCAGCUUCAACCGGCUUGUCGUGUCGCUGCUUUCCCGGAGAUGCGUGCUGGCCUUCUACGCAGGACUGGGACGUUUUCAACGCUACGCUGGGGGGGAGGCUCAUUGCCACAGUCCCUGCUGCGAGUGUCUGCCACUACAACAGUACAUACUUGCCAUACGAUGCAGCGGCUUGUGAGGAGCUGCUGGCAGUCUGGAACGAAACCAAAACCCACUAUGAGACCAGUUACUCCCCAAUGGCGCCGUGGUUUGCCAAUUUCUCUUGCGAUCCAUACCUGCCCAACACACCCUGCACCAUCAGGCCCCUGGUCCGGUAUGCCGUGAAUGCCAGCAGCGCGCAGGAUUAUCAGACAACCAUCGAGUUUGCUACCAAGCAUAAUAUCCGUCUUGUUGUCCGCAAUACUGGCCACGAUUAUCUUGGCAGGUCCACUGGGGCUGGUGCCCUGGCCCUUUGGACUCAUCAUCUGAAAGAUAUUGAAAUUGUCGAAUACCAGUCAACAGGCUACUCCGGGCCCGCCAUCAAUGUCGGUGCAGGUGUGCAGAUUUUGGACGCCAUGAAUGCGGCCCAUGAGCAGGGAUACACCCUCGUGGGUGGCAACUGCCAGACAGUAGGCUAUGCUGGUGGAUAUUCUCAAGGCGGAGGCCACGGCCAGCUGAUGUCCAUGUAUGGCCUGGCUGCAGACCAGGUUUUGGAGUGGGAGGUAAUCACUGCCACCGGAGACCACUUGGUUGCUACCCCUUUCAAUAACUCUGAUUUAUACUGGGCGAUGAGCGGUGGCGGCGGGGGCACCUACGCCGUUGCCCUGUCCAUGACCAGCAAGCUUUAUACUGACAUUCCGGCCGCCACCGCCAACUUGACCUUCACCAAUGACAGAGUAACUGAGGAUAUGUUCUGGGAAGUUGCCGCAAGCUACAUCCAGGAUACGGCUAAGCUGGCCGAUUUAGGUGGUGCUGCGGUUUGGGAAGUCACUAACGCGGUCUUCAAGAGCAUGCCGUCCACGCUACCCGGCGGCACCAAGGAGCAGUUGCAGGCGCUGAUGCAGCCCACCCUGGACCUUCUGCGCAGCAACAACAUGACCUAUACGUACAACAUUGCCAGUUGUUCCAGCUUUUACGAAUGCUACACGCGAUUCAGCCCCUGGAUGGCCGUGACCGAGUCUCAAAUCGGCGGUCGUCUGAUCCCGCGGAGCACGGUAGAUGACAAUCUUCGCCCACUCGUUGAUUCCUUUCGUACCAUCACCGACUACGGGGCAGUCGUUGCAGGGGUCUCUUUCAACGCUUCACAUUCGACUAUACCCGACAACUCUGUCAACCCCGCAUGGCGCGAUGCGCUGAUUCGCAUUGUCCUCGGCACUUCCUUCGAUUAUUACAACUAUACCCAUGACGUCGAAAACCAGAAACUCAUGACGGAAACACUUCUCCCCCUGCUUGAGAACUUGACGCCUGGCAGCGGUGCUUACCUAAAUGAGGCUGACUUUAACCAGCCUAAUUGGCAGUCAACGUUCUACGGUGACAAUUAUGCUAAGUUAAGCUCUAUCAAGAACAAGUACGACCCCAACCACACCUUUUACGCUUUGAAGGCUGUGGGAAGUGAAGAGUGGGCGGAACAGACAGAUGGAAGGCUUUGUCGCGUGUGA
Molecule: messenger RNA, 1683 nt
Organism: Aspergillus luchuensis
Lineage: Eukaryota; Fungi; Ascomycota; Eurotiomycetes; Eurotiales; Aspergillaceae
Product: FAD-dependent oxidoreductase
Exons: 3
Coding region: 1-1683 (560 amino acids)
Molecular function (GO): oxidoreductase activity; FAD binding
Source: RefSeq, a predicted model, not a curated record